UCCACAGGUCCCCUGGCACUUGUGUGUAGCUACUGAUCUGGGAAAAGUCUCUCUUCUAUGUGUAUAUUGCAAAGGCUUUCAGAGUCAGCAAUGCAUGUCCACUAACCAACUUCAGGGCUAUAGUGGCUCUGCAGCCCUCUGUUAGCUGAUCGGCAGGGACCAUGAUCACCUCUCCAAGGCACAGAACAUCAUACGGAUUCUUUACAUCGAUGAUGCACUGAUUGGACCAGUUCAACAGGAAGUAGCAAAUACUAUAGACAGUUUGUGAGACCAUGUGUUCCAGAGAAUGGGUAAUAAAUCAUCCUUAAAUUCAGGUUUUGCUGCCUUAGUAAAAUGUCUAGGAGUCCAGUUGCCUGAGGCAUGCUGAGGUAGGUCCUCCUAAGGUGAAGACACGUCACUCCAUCUGACCUCUUAUUCAUAAGAAACAAGUCCAAGGCCUAUGGGCCUCUUCUUAAGUUUGGAGACAACGUAUACCUCCUUGGGUAUGCUACCUCAACCCAUUUAUUAAGUAUCUUGAAAGGCUGCUGGCUUUGAGUGAGGCCCAGAAUGAAAGGAAUCUUUGCAACAGGUGCAGGCUGCAGACAGCCUGAGCCUGUGACCCAGCAGACGCAGCGGUGUUCAAAGCACUGAAGCAGAUGAGGUUCCUAUACAGAGCCUUUGGCAGGAAGCCGUAGAUGAAUUUACAACACAGCAGUUUAAGAUUCUGAAGCCACACUGUGCCAUUUCUGCAGAGAUGGUUCUCAAUUUGUGACACAGCUUCUAGCUUGCUACUGGGCUGCAGUAGGGACUGAACACUUGGCCUUGAGUGGGCAGGUCAUGUGACAUGAGCUGCCCAUCAUGAUCUGGGUGUGGACUGACCAACCAAACUUGCAACUGGCCAGGCCCAGCUGCUCUCCGUCAUCAAACAGAAGUGGUUUAUGCAAGAUUUGGCCAAAGGAGUUUGUGAAGGCAUGUGGUAGGCAGAGUAAUGACCUCCCACAGGUGUCCACGUCCUGAUCUUCAGAACCUGUGAAUAUGGUACCUUACGUGGCAAGAGGGACUUUGCGGAUGUGAUUAAGUUAAGGAUCUUGGGGUGGGGAGAUCAUCUUGGAUUAUCUGGGUGGGUCCAAUGUGAUCCCAAGGGGCCUCAUACAUGAAAGAGGGAGGCAGGAGGGUGACAUCAGAGAAGACAAGAUGGAAGCAGAGGCUGGAAUAACAUCACUGCUGGCUUUGAGGAUGGAAGGGGAUGAGAGUGAGGGAGUGCAGGCAGCCUGCAGACGCUGGAGGAGGUAAGAGAACAGACUCUCCCUGGAGCCUCCAGAAGGAACACAGCCCUGAUGACAACUGAUGACAGCCCAGGGAGACGCCCUGUGGACCUCUGACAGCCAGAACUGCACCGUGGUCUCCUCCAUCUGCACAGCCGGGGCCGUGGGAGGAGACGCCAUGAGCCCCACCCUCAUGGCCCUGCUCUGCCUCGGGCUGAGUCUGGACCCCAGGACCCGAGUGCAGGCAGGGACCCUCCCCAAACCCACCCUCUGGGCUGAGCCAGACUCUGUGAUCACCCAGCAGAGCCCUGGUACCAUCUGGUGUCAGGGGACCCUGGGUGCCAAGGAGUACCGUCUGGAGAAAGACAGAAUAUCAGUGCCCUGGGACACACAGAAACCACUGGAGCCUGGGGACAAGGCCAAGUUCAACAUCCCAUCCAUGACAGAGCAGUAUGCAGGGCAAUAUCGCUGUCAGUAUCACCACCCUGAUGGAUGGUCAGAGCGCAGUGAUCCCCUGAAGCUGGCAGUGACAGUACCCUACGGCAAACCCACCCUCUCAGUCCUGACCAGCCCUGUCGUGACCUCAGGAGGGAACUUGACCCUCCAGUGUGGCUCAUGGCUGAGCUUUGACAAGUUCAUUCUGACUAGGGAAGGAGAACCAAAGCUCUACUGGACAGAGAACUCACAACGAACCUCCUAUGGGUGGUCACAGGCCCUGUUCCCUGUGGGCCCCAUGACCCCUAGCCACAGGUGGACGUUCAGGUGCUAUGGCUAUUACAGGAACACCCCCUGGGUGUGGAGGGGCCCCAGUGACCCCCUGGAGCUCCUGGUCCCAGGUGUGUCUAGGAAGCCCUCCCUGCUCACUCCACAGGGCCCUGUCCUGGCCCCUGGACAGAACCUGACCCUCCAGUGUCACUCUGAUGUCAGCUAUGACAGAUUUGCUCUGUCCCAGGAGGGGGGAGAUGUCCUCCCCCAGCGCCCUGGCCGGCAGCCCCAGGCUGGGCUGUCUCAGGCCGACUUCCCCCUGGGCCCUGUGAGCGGCUCCCACGGGGGCCGGUACAGAUGCUACGGUGGACACAACCUCUCCUUCGAGUGGUCGGCCCCCAGCGACCCCCUGGACAUCCUGGUCACAGGACAGCUCCCUGACAGACCCUCCCUCUCAGCACAGCCGGGCCUCACGGUGGCCUCAGGAGAGAACGUGACCCUGCUGUGUCAGUCACAGAGCGUGAUGGACACGUUCCUUCUGACCAAGGAGGGGGCAGCUGAUACCUCCCUGCGUCUCAGAUCAAAGUACAGAGCUGGGCAGUUCCAGGCUGAAUUCUCCAUCGGUCCUGUGACCUCAGCCCACGGGGGGACCUACAGGUGCUACGGCUCACUCAGCACCUACCCCUACCUGUUGUCAUUGCCCAGUGACCCCCUGGAGCUCGUGGUCUCAGGAACAUUUGGGCACUCCGGCCCCCCAGCCGCAGGGCCCUCCUCAGGACCAGGUCAGGGAAGGUUCCUGGAGGUUCUGAUAGGGGUGUCGGUGGCCUUUGUCCUGCUGCUCUUCUUCCUCUUCUUCCUCCUCCUCCGACACCGGCGUCGGGGCAAACACAGGUCAUCGGCCCAGAGGGAGGCUGAGCUCCCACGUCCUGCGGGGGCUGCGGAGCCAGAGCCCAAGGACAGAGGCCUGCACAGGAGGUCCAGCCCAGCUGCCGACGUCCAGGAAGAAAAUCUCUAUGCUGCCGUGAAGGACACAGAGCUUGAGGACGAGGUGGAGCUGGACAGUCGGCAGAGCCCACAUGGUAGCCCCCAGGGAGUGACACGUGCCCAGGUGAACCGCUCCACACUCAGACGGGGAGUGGCCUCCCCUCCUUCCCCACUGUCUAGAGAAUUCCUGGACAUGAAGGACAGACAGGAGGAGGGGGACAGGCAGAUGGAGGGUCAGGCUGCCGCAUCUGAAGACCCCCAGGACGUGACCUACGCCCAGCUGCACAGCUUGACCCUCAGACGGGAGACAACUGCACGUCCUUUGUCCCAGGAGGGAGACCCUCCAGCUGAGCCCAGCGUGUACGCUGCCCUGGCCAUCCACUAGCCCAGGAGGGACCCAGACCCCACACUGCACGGAGGGAGACUCAGGGACCCCACAAAGCACAGGAGCUGCCCUCGGGGGACACUAACCUGUGAACCCCAGCCUGGACCCCUGACAAAGACCACCAGGAAGUUCUGGGAACUUUUGAGGGUCACCUGACCGUGCGGAGAUAAAUAACAUCCCUACGUGUUGGAAAUACAGCAACAGACUUCUCCAUAGUCAAUGAGUUAAAUGAAAAAACAAAACAGAAGUGAGAGAAUGUUUUAAAUUGAAUGAUGAUGUCACCAUUACCCAUCAAACCUACGCAAUGGAAAAAUUAAGAACAAUGAACGAAUAUAUUAGAAAAAGCCUUAAAAAAGUCAAUGAUCAGGCCAGGUGUGGUGGCUCAUGCCUGUAAUUCUAGCACUCUGGGAGGCCGAGGCGGGCAGAUUGAGCUCAGGAG
Molecule: messenger RNA, 3757 nt
Organism: Lemur catta (Ring-tailed lemur)
Lineage: Eukaryota; Metazoa; Chordata; Mammalia; Primates; Lemuridae
Product: leukocyte immunoglobulin-like receptor subfamily B member 3
Biological process (GO): cytokine-mediated signaling pathway
Molecular function (GO): inhibitory MHC class I receptor activity
Source: RefSeq, a predicted model, not a curated record